AUGGCUGAUGAACGUGGUAUACUCCAUGGCAAACAGACCGGCCCAUCUCAUUAUGGUGCCAUCGAUAACCCUCAAGAGGGAGAAACGUCAAAUGCAGAUGCCGUUGAAAUAAUUUAUGUCAACCCUAAAGGCUUUGAAUUUGUCAAAUACAAAUUACGUGAAGCUUUUGCCGAAUUAUUAGGCACUUUUGUCUUUAUCACAUUUGGCCUUGGUAGCAUUGCCCAGGCUAAGCUUGGUGAAGCUUUAGCUCUCGUUGUUUCCGGAAGUGUAUCAGGUGGUCAUCUGAAUCCUGCAGUAACAAUUACUCUAGCUACCCAUCGUAGUUUCCCAUGGUACAAGGUCCCUAUCUAUAUUCUCGCUCAAAUCACUGGUGCGUUUUUAGCUGCUGUGGUAAUCUUCUCAAAUUAUCAUGCUGCCAUUCUUGAAUAUGGUGAUGGUAAACUUAGUGUCACAGGAAGCAAUGCCACUGCUGGUAUCUUUGCUACUUAUCCACAGGAGUUCAUGAGUAUCGGAGGUGCAUUCUUUUCCGAAUUCAUUGGAACGUUCUUCUUACUCCUAAUCAUCCUUGCUGCUACCGAUGAACGUAAUUUACCAAAUACUAGAACGCUUUUUCCAUUGAUUGUCGGUUUAUCCCUUACCACGAUUGCAAUCUCUCUCGGAUAUGAAACUGGUUUUAGUUUAAACGGAGCACGUGACUUUGGUCCAAGACUAUUCACUUUCAUUGCUGGAUAUGGUGUCAAAGUUUUUUCUGCAUAUAACUUCUAUUUCUGGAUUCCACUUGUUGCUCCCGUUUUGGGAGGUUUGUUUGCUGGGCUCAUUUAUGAUUUAUUGAUUUAUUGGGGCAAGUCUCCCGUGAAUUCUUUGAUUGGGGCAGGUCGCGGGGAUAAUUAG
Molecule: messenger RNA, 891 nt
Organism: Dentiscutata heterogama
Lineage: Eukaryota; Fungi; Glomeromycota; Glomeromycetes; Diversisporales; Gigasporaceae
Source: the annotation of a GenBank genome assembly